Messenger RNA from Mercenaria mercenaria, 2380 nucleotides. RefSeq lists its product as uncharacterized. The record is from RefSeq and is a predicted model, not a curated record. The transcript is spliced from 2 exons. Bases 176 to 1855 code for a protein of 559 amino acids. Gene Ontology annotation, molecular function: zinc ion binding. Lineage: Eukaryota; Metazoa; Mollusca; Bivalvia; Venerida; Veneridae.
AACAAUCAAACUUAUCUGUUAAAGUUCAAAAUCAAUUAUUCUGGUUGAGAUAUAUGGCCAUGUACAGCUUAUACUAGUUGGAACAUAAGCCAGAUCAUAGGAGUUUAAUUUGGAAAACUAUUUUUAUAUAAUUGUUGAAUUGAAAUAAAGUUUGACUUUAUAUAACCUUAAAAACAUGGCUUCUGGCGGAUAUCACGUCGACACAUCUGAUGAGAUAUUUGAUUUCACAUGUUCACCUUGCGCGGAACAGAACAAAAAUAGGGAAGCUGCAAGAUACUGUGUGGAAUGUCAAGAUUAUUACUGUCAAUCAUGCACGGACAUGCAUAAGAUGUUCCCUGCAAUGAGAGGACAUAAACUCCUCUUUAAAGCAGAUUAUAGCUCGCCAAGUAAUCAGCCAAGUCUGCCGCCGGUGCCGACGGAAAGAUGCAACAAUCAUAAGACAAAAUUGAUAGACAUGUAUUGUCUGGAUCAUGACGAAGUCUGUUGUACCUCUUGUGUAGCUGAAAAUCACAGGUCAUGUGAUUCAGUAACAAGUAUAACAAAUAUCAUUAAGGAGAGCGCAGCGAGCAAAGAAACAGAUGCACUAAUCCAAGAACUUAGCACACUGAUUAAUGUCUGCUCAGAUGUCAAAACGAUCAAAGAAACAGAUCUUUCAGAAAUAGAUUUAGCAAAGGAAACGGCCCUUGAUAAAAUGAAAGUGCAAAGAAAGGAGCUAGAUACUCUACUUGACGAAGUUGAAAAUGCUUCAAAAAUGGAAAUUGAAAAUGAACACAAGGAGCUUUCGGAUGAAUUUGCAUUUAUGAAGCAGAAAAUAACAGAAUAUGAAAGUAGACUGCAGAAACGUGUUUCCGCUCUGCAAUUUUCUGGAAGAAACGAAGCACAAAGAUUUGUUUCUGAGAAACUUGGACAAAAAGAUCUCGUAGAAAUAUAUGAAGUUACCAACACGGUUUUGAAAGAAAACAAAACAUCAUUUGAAUUUGACGGUAAUCCAAAACUUGUUCAAAUGUUUUCAGAGAUUGAGUCAUUUGGAGAGGUCAAAAGAUAUGUAAGUCGCCGCACUGUCCCUGUAAAUUCACCGUAUCAUAUAAAAAGGACGCAUACACAAAAUAUAAAAAUUCUGAGUGACAAAGGGACAUGUGACAUUUGGUCCUGUUGUUUUGAUGAUAAGGGAAACUUGCUUCUGACUGAUUGGAACAACAGUUCCAUAAAACGAGUGAACUUACAAACAGAAUCGGUCACUGGCAAAUGUAGUAUGCCUGACCGUCCGAGAGCAGUAUGUUGUGUUUACAAGGAAGAGGCUGCUGUUAGUCUGGAUAACAAAAGUAUCCAGUUUAUCUCCCUUCGUGAUAAUAUGAAGAUUUUGCGACUAGUUCGACUGGUCCAUCCAUGCUGGGGCAUUGCCUAUAAUAAAGGAAAUAUGUAUAUCACUGAUGGGUACAAAAAAAUGUAUAUUUAUAAAUUAUCUGGAGAACUCAUCGGAGAUAACGAAUGGAAAGAUAUAUUCCAUAGCAAUAGACAUGUUACUUUCGACAGAUAUAGCGAAAAAGUGUACGUUUCUGACAUUAGCAAGGGACUAGUGUCUUUCGAUAAGGAAGGUGCAUAUAUCUCAAGCUUAACUGACAGAAUACUCAAUAGAGCAGUAGGUGUAUGUUCCGAUAGAAGAGGAAGUGUCUUUAUUGGUGGAUGGGGAGGAAACGUAAUACAGGUUGGAGCCGAUUGUCAGAUGCUUGGCGAGGUUGUAGGAGAGUCGUACGGGUUGGGUUCUAUUUGGUCAGUAUGCUUUGAUGAACGUCAAAAGCGACUAGUCGUUACCACCAGCAGGAGCAACGAGAUUUAUUUAUUUUAUCUAGAGUAAGUUCUGAAAUAUAACACGUUUCUUGUUCACUUAGAGAUCUGCUAUAUGUUUGCUUUAGAUAAAGGGAUAAGUUUGAACACAAAAACUCAUCUACAUAAAUCUGAUAGAGCAUAAAUACACGGCAUUUAUGGAUUGCAUAUAACUCACCGAUUCCAUGCAAAUCAUAUCGAUUCAUGUCAUCAAAGAAUAUAUAUAAUUGACGUUCAUUACAUUAACAUUCAUUUUCAUAGUGAAGAAUUAAUUCCACAAUUCCACUACUUGGAAAGAACUACGACAACAUGGCAAAAAAUCGAAAAAAAUACAUCACAAGUGUAAAAUAAUCAAAAAUGUACAUACAUGACUUUGUUUAUCGUCUGUACUUUUCAAAAUGGUCAUCUGUGUACUGCAUUAUAAAUUGCUGUUUUAUGCUGUCUAUGAAAUGAUACAGUAGCUCCUUGUAUAUAUCUCAUUGUAUAAAAUAGCAAACAUGUAUAUAUAUUUUAAAAUACACUUUCAUGGUAACAUGACUGUUGCCGACAUUUCCAA